Molecule: messenger RNA, 3425 nt
Organism: Hordeum vulgare subsp. vulgare (domesticated barley)
Lineage: Eukaryota; Viridiplantae; Streptophyta; Magnoliopsida; Poales; Poaceae
Product: AF4/FMR2 family member 1-like
Exons: 4
Coding region: 1871-3325 (484 amino acids)
Source: RefSeq, a predicted model, not a curated record
AGUAGUUCAGAAAUGUCUUGAUUUUAUUUUUUUGAGCCGUGACAGUAGAAUAAUUGUUCGACGGAAAUUUUGAAAAAUAUUACUAGUGUGACAAGCGAGAACAAAUAGUACUACUAGUACCAGAACUCAUGUUUGUACGCUUUCCUUGUAAUGCCACGUUGCUCAUAAUUCACACAUGUCACUGAACUUGGGACCUUUUUCUUAAAAGGUUCACUGUUUUUUUAUGUUUGUAACAAAAGAUUUUUACCCAUGCAUGUCCUGGGAACUCUGCCUUGCUCCCAUGGAAAGGAAAGCGACGCCUGACCUUAACCAAACCCAUACCCACUGACUCCCCGGUCCCAGCCCAAGGAUACGGGCCCCCUAGACACAGAGCGCUUUUGCACGCCACAAUAGAACAGUGUUGCUGAUCUAAAAAAAACAGUGUAGUAGAACAGUGCUGCCUUGCCCUUCCCCUCUUUCUUUCUCUGUGCCUGCUGCUGCUACUGCUCGCUGACCGCGUGCGCUCAGCUCGAAGACCUUCUCUCCCCUCCCUCUUCUCUUCUCCUGACAAACAAACCAUCUCAUCUCAUUUUGGAGAGAGAGAGAAGAGAGAGAGAGAGGCACCGUCGCGGAGGGCCAACGGGAGGGAUUCUUGGAUGUGACAAGCCGAGCUUUCCCGAUCAAAGCAGGCCGCGAAAGCCGCCUCCCUCGCUCUUCCAUAGAAGGCACGAGAAGAAGCAGUCGUCUUCUCCGCAGCGCACACCCGUCCUCCCCUCUUCCUCUUCACUUCACGGGAAGAAGAGCUAGGAUCAUCUGUGGCUCACGGGACUCACCAGGCUUGCCUCAAGAGGUGCGUGCGUCUGUACUCUGUACAUGUCUUGCCUUCCUGAUCCUCGCCUCCUUCAGUCCUUCUCCAAAGCAGGGAGAUUUGUCAAUGUAUCAUCUUUGCAUUUUUCUCCUCUUCCUCCCCUCAACAUGUUCUUCCCCGGGAGGUUGGUUGGGCGAGCGGUUAGCGUUGCUCCCUUUAUUUCAUUUGAUUGAUGAUUUGAUUCUGGGGCAUCAGACAACUACAUUUGCCAUGUGCCGUAUGCUUCAGCAGUGCCUGCCAGUGCCAAGUCUCAACAUAACCACUUGUUCUGCUCAAGAUUCGCUGCUUCACCCCGUCCCUUUUACCUCUGUUUGUUUAUAUGAAGUUCUGGGCUGGGCUGGGAUGGAAGAUAGGGCUGCUUUGGCUGUGUUGCUGGAUCUGCUCAUUUGUGCUCCUGUUUAUCUUCCCACUGCCACUGAAUCAAUCAAACCCCUUCCUUAAAACACCCUAACACUGUCCGUCCCUACUCUCUCUCUCCAGCAGCAACAGUUGCUGGCAUUUAUGUGUUGCUUUACUUCCUUUCAACUAUAGUAGGAGUACUACUAGUAAUGUUGGGUGAGUAGGUACACUCAUCUUCCCAUCCCAUUUUCUCCCUCAACUUGAAUGGUUCUGGGCUUUCCUGGUUCAGCAAACGGCAUUGCAUGGUUUUCUACUGUACUUUCACUAUCCUUUCUGUGUUUUCUACUGGCCGCUGGGUGGUGACAUUUGGUGACAGUCACAGUACCUGUGUGUUCAUUGUGAGCCUAUAAAGAGGAUUUGCAGUACACACUUGCUAGUAGUUUGUAGUAUUAAGCUAUCUACAAAGCUGGAACCUUUAUUGCAUUUGGUAGUUGGAGAGAUCCUUCUUGCCCUUUUGGUAGGACUAAUAGCCCAGGUUGUCUACCAGUGACUCGUCGCCAUUUUCUUGCUUUUUUCAGUCCCACUUCUCUCCAGUCAUCCAUGUCUUUUUCCCUUAAGACAAUGACCGCCGCUUCUGAAUUGUGCUGAAUAGUGUGCAGCUGAUGUGCUUUGGGAGCCACGGCAAUGGCUUCGCUUGUGCCCGGGGUCCUCCUCAAGCUCCUUCAGCACAUGAACAGCGACGUCAAAGUCGCAGGCGAGCACCGGUCGUCCCUUCUUCAGGUCGUCAGCAUUGUUCCCGCGCUUGCUGGGAGCGAUCUCUUCACCAACCAGGGGUUCUACCUCAAGGUGUCUGACUCCUCGCACGCGACCUACGUUUCCCUGCCGGAGGACCAGCAUGAUCUCAUAUUGAGUGACACAAUUCAGCUGGGCCAGUUCAUCCAUGUAGACCGUCUUGAGGCCGCCACCCCGGUGCCUAUCUUGAGGGGAGUCAGGCCGGUUCCAGGCCGACAUGCGUGCGUCGGCACUCCCGAAGACCUUUUCAUGACUAGUUCCUCCAAGUUUCUUGGCGAGAAAAAGGCACCACCACCAGCCAAUGGUUCCAAGGAUGCAGGGGGCUUGUCACUGGAGAAAGAGCAGAGCAAGUUAGAGAAACUAAAUGCUUCUGUGAAGAACAACGGGACAGAAAGCAAGAAACCGCAGCUGACCAAGUCGAAUUCUUCGCUCUCCAAACAAGCGCUGGCCAGCCUUUUCGACAAGAAGGAAGUGGUUAGUUCAAAGGUGAAGUCAAACAAUCCUAGGUCGACGCCUUCAUCCCCUACCAGUGUACAUUCUCUACCUGCAUCGUUUGAAAGAUUCUCAAAUGAUAUGAAGCAGAGAACAAAAGUGAAAGGAGCAGACAAGUCAUCACCAUCUAAGUUAUCCUUGUUGGAAAAAGCAGCUUCUGUGUUGAAGGUUACUACAGCUGGGAGGAAGUCCUCUGCAGGCAACUCCCUAAGUAACACUCUGUUAAGUCUUGAAUCGGGACCAAAGGCGUUGAGAAGAAGCUGGGAAGGGAAGGCAGAUGCAAACAUCAAGGGCAAUUCAGAUUCAAAGGGAGCCAAAGCUGACAAGAAGCCUGAUAUUAGAAGCACAUCGACUCCUAGACGAAGGCCGCCACCACCAGCAGAUGAGAAGCCCUCACACAAGGAUGAUACUAAGAUUCAGACUCCUCCAAGGAAGAGCACAGCAAGUGCUCCGUCAGAUGAUUCUGACCGACCGGUGAAUAAGCAUCUUUCUCCUAUAAGAAGGACAUCUGGGGUUUUAAGCAACACCAAUAUUACAAAUUUAGUGAAGAUUGCUGCAAAUAGCAAAAAGUUGACGGACGCAAGCACUUCAUGGACGGCACUUCCUCCAUCACUUGCUAAAUUAGGAAAGGAGCUUCUCAAAUACAGGGAUGCUGCACAAAUGGCUGCGGUUGAAGCCAUGCAAGAAGCUUCUGCUGCAGAGAGCUUACUUCGAUGUUUAAGCGACCUCUACAGCGACUUCACCGGACCGAUCAGCAGCGAGCGAAGCCGCGAGCAUCGACGAGGAAUCCCUUGCCGUUGCAGCGGAGCGCCGCCGCCGCGCAGCAUCCUGGGUCGGCGCCGGUCUCGCCACUGACCUCUCCGCCUUCUCCCUCUACAACCUCAGGCCGGCCCCCGCCAAUACGUCCUCUCCGCUUGCCGUCGUGCUCGUCGACGAGUCGGUGAAGCCGGCUGCG